CGAGGGGCUCAAGGGGGACAUUCAGAGCAUGGUACAGCGGUUAUUCCACCAAGCAGCGAGACACCACUUCACCCUCUCACCUAGUCCCUCAUCCCUCCCUCUGAUCCUACGUCGCAACGUCAACAUGGUACCUGCCCCUUCUAACUCCCGACCGAUUGUCUUCUCAGGCCCUUCAGGCACGGGAAAGUCAACUUUGAUCAAGCGACUCUUCCAAAACCACCCAGACCUCUUCGGCUUCAGCGUCUCCCACACUACCCGUAAACCUCGCAAUGGAGAGGAAGAUGGCGUACAUUACCACUUCACUACGGUGGAGGAUUUCGAAAAGAUGAUUGCGGAAAAUGCCUUCGAGGAGCAUGCUAAAUUUGGGGGCAACUAUUAUGGAUCAUCCAAGAAAGCGGUGCAGGAUGUUGCAGAUGGAAAAGGCAAGAGUAUCGAUGGGACCACCGUGUCAGGAAAGAGAAUCUGCAUUUUUGACAUCGAGAUGGAAGGUGUCAAGCAGCUGAAGAAGAGCACAUUAAAUCCUAGGAUAUGCUUCAUUCAGCCUCCCAGCAUGGAAAUUCUGGAGCAGCGGCUACGCGGCAGAGGCGACACAGCAGAGGAUGCCAUCCAGAGAAGAUUGGCCCAGGCGAAGAAUGAGAUGGAAUACUGCAAACAGGAAGGCAAGAAUGACAAGGUCAUCAUCAAUGACGACCUCGACCGAACGUUUAACGAGCUGGACGAGUGGGUAAUGAAGGGCAUUUCUGCUUGAACGUUCGACUUGAAGUUUUGGUUACAGCGCAAUAGACAGCAUGGGCUUGCUUUACGAAAACAAAAGUGGGAAAAUUCGGUAGAGUAAUAGAUCGAGAUAUCAUGAGGAUCAAUUAUACCCCAG
Messenger RNA from Exophiala oligosperma, 871 nucleotides. Its product is annotated as guanylate kinase. The coding region runs from base 29 to 748 and encodes 239 amino acids. Gene Ontology annotation, cellular component: cytosol. The record is from RefSeq and is a predicted model, not a curated record. Gene Ontology annotation, biological process: purine nucleotide metabolic process. NCBI's taxonomy places the organism in Eukaryota, Fungi, Ascomycota, Eurotiomycetes, Chaetothyriales, Herpotrichiellaceae. Gene Ontology annotation, molecular function: GMP kinase activity. The transcript has a single exon.